Messenger RNA from Oreochromis niloticus (Nile tilapia), 7082 nucleotides. It is a transcript of the gene stx1b, whose product is annotated as syntaxin 1B. Gene Ontology annotation, cellular component: plasma membrane; presynaptic active zone membrane; endomembrane system. The record is from RefSeq and is a predicted model, not a curated record. The transcript has 10 exons. The coding region runs from base 366 to 1232 and encodes 288 amino acids. Gene Ontology annotation, biological process: exocytic insertion of neurotransmitter receptor to postsynaptic membrane; synaptic vesicle fusion to presynaptic active zone membrane; intracellular protein transport. Gene Ontology annotation, molecular function: SNARE binding; SNAP receptor activity. NCBI's taxonomy places the organism in Eukaryota, Metazoa, Chordata, Actinopteri, Cichliformes, Cichlidae.
GCUGCUUUGCGCGCUGCGGGGCCACACUGCGACCACACCGAGGAGGAAGAAAAGAAAGCCGGGGACCGACGGGGGGCCAGCCGAGCCAGAGCGGCGGACAUUUAAAAAAAAAUCCGAAGAAGAAGAAGGACGCGGUAGGAAGAAGGAGGAGCGGACAGCGAGCCCGAGGAGCAGAAGCAGAAGGCGGAGACGCGUUCCUCCCUCCAUCUCUGCCUCCGUGAAGAAGAGCCGAGAGGAGCAGCAGCAGGAGGACCGCGGGGACCUCGGAGCGGAGAAAACGACGAACGACGCGGAGCCGGAAGCCUCCCCCCCAACCCCCUGGACCAGGGACAAUUCUCCGUUUGUAGCAGCGGCGCGGCGACACGAUGAAGGACCGCACGGCGGAACUGCGAAGCGCUAAGGACAGCGACGACGAUGAGGAGGUGGUGCAGGUGGACAGGGACCACUUCAUGGACGAGUUCUUCGAACAGGUGGAGGAGAUCAGAGGCUGUAUAGAAAAGCUGUCGGAGGACGUGGAGCAGGUCAAGAAGCAGCACAGCGCCAUCCUGGCCGCACCCAACCCUGACGAAAAGACCAAGCAGGAGUUGGAGGACCUCACAGCUGACAUCAAGAAGACAGCCAAUAAAGUUCGCUCAAAAUUAAAAGCAAUCGAGCAGAGCAUCGAGCAGGAGGAGGGGCUCAACAGAUCAUCAGCGGACCUCAGGAUCCGUAAGACGCAGCACUCGACACUGUCACGCAAGUUCGUGGAGGUGAUGACUGAGUACAACACCACGCAGUCCAAGUACCGCGACCGCUGCAAGGACCGCAUCCAGAGACAGCUGGAGAUCACUGGAAGAACCACUACCAACGAGGAGCUCGAGGACAUGUUGGAGAGUGGCAAGCUGGCCAUCUUCACUGAUGAUAUCAAAAUGGACUCUCAGAUGACGAAGCAGGCCCUGAACGAGAUCGAGACCCGGCACACUGAGAUCAUCAAGCUGGAAAACAGCAUCCGCGAGCUGCACGACAUGUUCGUCGACAUGGCCAUGCUGGUCGAGAGCCAGGGCGAGAUGAUUGACAGAAUCGAGUACAACGUGGAGCACUCCGUCGACUACGUGGAGCGAGCUGUCUCCGACACCAAGAAAGCCGUCAAAUACCAGAGCCAGGCUCGCAAGAAGAAGAUCAUGAUCAUCAUCUGCUGUGUCAUCCUCGGCGUCGUCCUGGCGUCGUCCAUCGGUGGCACGCUGGGCAUGUAACGCGCUUCGCCACCUGCUGCCAUGACGACCGAACACCGACUGACCGACCGUCCAACCGACAGCCAGCAGAGAAAAGAAACACCAACGACGACACAAAAACUUGAAACACAAAUGCAAGACAGAUAACCAAUCAGCUAGGAAGAGAUAACAACCCAAUCACAGAUAAGAGGAAACAUCACGGGUUCGGGUGGGGUUCAAAAAACAAGAAAAAAUCAUGAGAAAACGCCAUGACAUCAUAGCUGACUGACUACACUACAUAUACAAAAGAGGGUACAGAUAAACCUAUUUAUUACAGAUGUACAUGUAAAUGUAUUAAACAUGAAGCAACACGUGGGUUAGCUACCUGUAAAAACUGAUGACCUAUAAUAUGACAUUUACUUGUUUGUUUGCUUGUUUUGCCUCUUUUCUUAUUUUUUAAAAGUUUCUUUCGUUUUUUCCGGAGUCUCCGAGGACAGUGACGGCAACGGCUGCCGGGUGGGAGUUCUGCCCGUCAAGGCUCCGGAGCUCAGCGCCUUUGGGAACGAGCUCAUAUAACAAAAUAAAAGGCAAAAAAAAGAGAGAGAACAUGUUUCUAUCACAUUCUGGAACUCUGGAGCGUUCCUGAGCUGCGCCCUGGAAUACUUUCUGUUCCAGAGCGCAGACGGGAACAAGCAGCCGAAGGUUCCGGAAUGUCAGCCUGCAGAACGAGCACCCUCCGGCAUUGGCAGAACACGCUCUGCCCCCUUGUUGCUAGGAGGAGCUUCACCGCUGCCUCUUUAGACCACCUCUCAUUGGUUGCUCACUCCUGGUGUUCACCUCAGUCAGCCAAUGAAAUUAGCUUAACCUGGCGAAGCCUGGCCUGCCACCCGUUAUUUAGAAUGCAUCAAGGACUUUGACCGUGACACGCUUCCCUCUGAGUUUGGGGGAGGGAGGCGUGUCCGCAGCAAGAACCUCCCUUUUUUGUCACACCUAUCCAACCAAAGAGCCGGGGGAGGGCCUCUGGUUGUCAGGCUGAAUUUGAUUGGCCGGCGGCAGAAAAGAACGUGAUGUUUGACUGACAGGUGAACGAUGGGGAGGAAGGGGGCAGGAGGGUUCGGACGAGCGAGAGUCAAUCUAUGCAGUUUAGAAAACCAUGCCUCCCCAUCACUGGGACAGCCAAUGAGGAUUGGGCAUUUCGGUGAUCUGAUCAGAUCCGCGGUCGUCAUCUCGAAGCUGUCACAGCUGUUCCGGAAGAUCCUAAAAAAUGAAGAGAAUGCAUUAAAAAGUAAAGAAGAAAAACAAAUGUAACUACAACACUAAGAAGCGCUGGUUGCCCUGGUUACCUGAGUGUCGCGGUGAUAUCGUUGCUUUCCCGUUUCUCGAUGGGGAACGUUUGUUGCUGUGUUGUUUCCGUGGUGCUGCUGUUUUGGUGCGUGUGACGCGUCCCGUGACGUAUCGGCCUGACACGAUUUAGCUGUUAAUGUUUAGUCUGUACGUUUUAAAGCAUUCGCCCAGAUCCUACCUGCAGCCCCAAGUGUGUGAGUGUGUGUGCGAUUCAUCCAUGCUGUGUGAAUGCAUGAGUUGCACAGGUGCUACUGACCAGCAGACGGUGUUCCUAUUGGUGGAUUUUCUCUGUGGAAGGUGGAACAUGUGACACACAUACAUUCAUAUAAAUUCCCAACAUAUGCUGCUUUCGAUUGCAAUUGGGAACUUGGAAUUUCCAGUCUCAUUAACCUGGGAAGUUUCUGAUUAAUAUCACGUUGUUUAUGAGUUCAAAUCAGUUCUGAACGCCUUUGUCUGCUUUUAUGUUCUCUGUGGAAAAGCAGCAAAGCAAACCUGCGGGAACGUUGACGGCUCGGAUGUCAUUCCAAGUGCUGAUUUCCAAAUUCCAUGGUAUAUUAAAUGCAGCAGUAGCUUAUGCAUGAACUCCAUGUUUAACUUUUCAUGCAGACACACUGGACACUCGCCCCUUAACUCGCAAAUUCCAAGUGUUACAUAUCGAACCAGUGACUGCAUCGCUUAUAGCAUGCUUUAGCGUUAGCUCGUGUUUCGUGUAGAUGAUGUAGAAGCUGCUCGUUACAGAUCGGUAAUCAGUUUUCUUCCUUUUUUAAACAUUAAAGACGUUUCUGUCCAGAUUGGCACGGGACAAAGGUGGCUGAAGAUGUGGAGUAGAAUUUGUUGCAUUAGCGGUUAGCUGAACGUCUGCAGGACUGUCACUCCUUACAGAGAUUGCUGAUUAAAACAGAAACGUGACACAGCAAACAGCCUAUCUCAGGACCGCGUGCUGUGUUGUGAUCGCGCCACCGCCUGCGCUAACAUGUAGGACCGCGGCGUUGAAGAGGAAGGGUCGUCUACGCUCAGGCUCUGUGAUACGGAGGUUCAUCUGCUUCUGUUGAGGCCUCGGUGGACAACCAAAUACCACCUUAAAACCUCACGGUCCCCUCCCGCUCAGCGCUCAUGAUUAGUUUUGUUUGACGGCGUCUUCUCUGGUUUCACCUGUUCUGCUCUGGAUCUUUUAGCUGGACCCUGAUCGGGCUUCAUAUGUCCCUGACUUAUAGUUUUUGUUUCAUGUUUCCUGAGAAAUGUAUUAUUUGAAGCUUUUCAGAGACAGGGCUUUAAAAAACAGAACACGCCGCCUUUCAUAACGAGUCAAAGCUGUUUUUGGCUUCCUCGCUCUGUAGAGACCUGCCGACAGGAAGCUGACGUUAGCUUCCGUUUGACAGUCGUGCGUCAUCCUCGGCCAGCUCGAGCGUUGGAAAGCAGAUGGUGUUUUGUGGAAAACGUGUUUUCUUACCCAUCACAGUAGUUAACAUUAGCUUUAGAUGUCUGUGGUGCUGUGUAGACGAUUGUUAGGUUUUGUUUCAUUCUUGGCUUCCCAAAAUGUAACGCGUGUUCACCAAAGCUUUGCAGAUACCGUCCCCACCCCUGCCCUGACUCCUCCAAAGAGCCCAGCAGAUGUGUGGUCAUGUGACAUGUCCGUAGAUUUAGGUCGAUCUCACACUUUUCUCUCUGCCCCUGUUGGAUCCAUUCUGGUUUUAGGUGUUUUCACAUGUAGAGCUGUCAAUUCAAUAUGAACCGCUGUGAACCUAAUCCCACGUCCCCAUUGGCUGCUUCGUUCAUCGUUCUUUGUUCAUUCAAGCGGUCGACGGUUGUCCAGGUGGCGUCGCAGUCGUCACGGCAGUCUCGGGUUGGUGAUUGUGGUGGAUGCGAGGAUGCCGUCAUAGCACCAGCCAGCUUGUUGACACUGAUUUUGCCAUGUGUGAGUGUGUGAGUGUGAGUUUUCUGUAAAGUUCCCGCUGUGUGGCGGUCACUCAUUGGGUCCCGCCGCCAUCCUCUUGAAAACAUGGACAAAACCUUACGAAACCCACGCAGGCAUCAACAGUUGGAGAUUCAGCUCAGUGAAGGUUCAAAUGUUCGUUGGCGCGUCGGCGCGUCUGCCUGCCCCGUCCUCUCGUCUCUUCUUGUUGUGCUGUAGAUGUUUGGUUGUACAAAAAGAUGGCGCAGAGGGUCGGAGUCUGCCCCCUCCCUUCGCCCUGCAGACCCCGCCCAUCCCACUGUGUGUACUACUUAUAAUAAUGGUAAUAAAAAAGGCAUGCAAAAGCGUUGUGGAGUUUGCAUGAUGGUGUUUUUUGUACCCCACAUCCCCGCCUCGCCCUUCACGUCGUGCACUUUACCGCCAAUCAGACCCUGUUUGGUUUCUACGGAAACACUUCACAGUGACUUUCGUUUGUGACGCGUCAUUUUUACGAUGUUUUCUUCAGAGAACGGUGUGAUGUUUAAAUAAAUGUGAAAGGUUAAAUUCCCAUCCCGCGAACUCCAGCCCUCCCACCGGGUUCGGACGCCUCCGUCACCACCCGAUGUCUGUGUGUUCGCUUCCACUGUUGCAUUUGUGUGUGUGCGUGUGCGUGUUGAAGCAGCACGAGUGUGUUUCAGUGUGCGAAGCGUCCAAUCGCAGGUGGGCGGGUUGCAGCAGGUUUCAAAAUUCCACCUUUUUUUUUUUUUUAGAUUGCGAUAGAAGCAAGGAGAGAAGCUUGCAGACGCCAUGGUCACUGUUACCGCCGUGGCGUUGAUUCGAUUCAGACCAAAGCGUUUCCGCCCUCCCCUCCAAAUGUUCGCCGCUAAUCUCAAAGAGCACAACGCGAGUCGAGUUUACAAAUAGAGAAUAAAUAUACAAAUAGAAAAGAUUAAAUGCCAGCCUCGCCCCUGCCCCGCCCACCGCCAUCAAUCAGACUAACCCGCCUCUCUCCAUCCACCUUCAGAGUCCUAAUUGAAAAUAUGACACAUCCAUGAAGUGAGUCCCAGUUUGUUUGCGUCGUCAUUUUCCACACAGUCUUCACACUGCAGGAUCAACGCUCCGCUGCAGGGUUACAGGCCACGCCCCCCACAUACCUCCGAACAGCCGGAGAGAGAAAGUUAAACAUCAGCAAAUUUGGUAAAGGUCAAAGGUUGAUCUCAGAUUCUCUGGAGAGCGCCCCUAUCAUCCUCCAGCGAGCAUUCUUCUUGUGCGAGAGGCCGACUGCAGUCGUGUGACAUCACAUGUGUACGCAACAAAAAUACAAACAGAUAAAUAUGAGUCACAUCCGGAUUUUUGCCGCUGUUCAGCCUUUCUGUUGUUUCCGUUUCUGACAGAGCAGGCGUACAACGCUGGAAAAAAUCACGUGAAGAGCGUUUGAGCGCGACACGCGAGAUGCCAAAGACUGACUCGCCGUUAGCUGUUAGCCGUUAGCCGUUAGCCCAUGUGGGAGUAACGUGGCAUGGGCCGACCUGGACUCUGGGGUCGCGUUCCAGCGCUCUGCAGUUAUUACUGCACGCUGACUCAUGAGCACAGCGGCGUCUGUCUUCCAGAUUUCAGCAGACGCCGAGCUCGGCGCUUUGUCGCUCCUCCACUGUGGCGCAGUUAAACCACCUCCACGCUGAUUUUUGUCUUCCUGAAACUAUUUUCAAAAACCAAAACAUGCUCGGCGCCCCGCUCUGAGUGAUGACAUCACAAACAUGUUCAGUGUUCUUUAUUGUGUUCUUUAUUUGACGCUCACGCUCGUCCCAUUGCUCUCCGACAGUAUUCACUUUAAACAGUGUUUAUGUUCUCUAGUGGGAGGGGUGGGAGGAGUUAGGGGAGGGGCCAUACAGACAGACCACGCCCAUAACCACCCCUGCCAUAACAAGUAGGAAAAACCCUGAAAUAACAUCGUUAUCCUCAUUAUUACUGUUGUUAUUACUAUGAUUAUUACCAAACAGACAAAUAAAGAUGCAGUAAACAUUUGCAAAAACCCGGAGGGAGACCGAACGGCUUCACACAAUGUGAUCGAAUCAACUUUAAAAAUGGAGGUGAUGACGAUUCUAUAAUAGCAAUGAUUUAAAAAAAGUACAAAGGAGUUAUGUUAUCAUAAUAAUAGUAGUCAUAUUGAAUAUUGAAUGCUCGCAAUUUUGUCAAACUGAAACUGGAUUCUUUGUGUUAUGUAAUUAUUGUAAAUAACUUCAAAGAGAAAAAAUGACUUGCAUGUCUAUGUAUAAAUCUACUGAGAUAUCUAUUCCCGUCAAAGUCUGCAUGUAGGCCGGCCUCUGUCCUCUUUCGCCUCUUUUGCCCGCCCUCGCUGUGGCGCCCCCUCUGUUCGUACCGUGCAGCUGAGUGGCGACAGCAGAGACUAGGAGAAACUUGGCUUCCUAUUGUCGCGUCUGCACAUGCUCAGUUCAGAAGCUGUGUCUGCGCCCGCCUGUGGACAGAGAAGGCACGGCGGUGUUUUUAGUAGCAGGACGCCCACUGAGCAGCACCGCCGUCCCUUUGAGUGCCCGUGUCUCUUCGUUUCUUUCUGAAGGAGCGAAUGAAAACACCACACAGGUGUUUGCGGCACAAAUGCAGCCACGCCUCCAUCUGUUACCCCAGGUCCAGAGGCU